GACUGCCACUGUCUCCUCCAAUUUUCAUUCCCUGUAUUUCUUCUUUGUUGCCGUACCCACUUGAAAAACCUCUAAGAAAAAUAAAUAUUCUUCCAAAAGAAACAAAGAAAAUGGUGGUGCCUGACAGUGGAGGUGGAGAAGAAGGCUUUGGUUUGAGCUACACGGCGGCGUUCUUGAAAGAAUCGAAGAAAAUGGAAGAUGAACCAGACAAUGAGAAUCAAAGCUACUCAAAUAUUGUAGUCAAGGAAGAGCCAGUGGCGGCGCCGGCUGCGGUGACAGAAGGUAGCGCAGCCACUUGCGGCGGAGGAGAUCAGGUGGCUUUGUUGAAAUCCGUUAAAGAGGAACAGGGAGAGGAAGAUGAUGAGGAAAUGGGAAUCGUUGAUGAUAUGAUGAACGGUGGGGAUUGCAACAAAAUCAGUAAUAAUGGGUCGUCUUCCUCUAGUUCAUCGGAUGUUUCGCCAAAGCCGAUGGAAGGGUUGCUCGAGUCGGGUCCUCCGCCGUUUUUGAGGAAAACGUUUGAGAUGGUGGAGGAUCCGGAGACCGACCCGAUUGUUUCCUGGAGCGUGAACCGCAAUAGUUUCAUUGUUUGGGAUUCUCAUAAGUUCUCUGAAAAUCUCCUGCCCAAGUAUUUCAAGCACAAGAAUUUUUCCAGCUUCAUCCGCCAGCUCAACACUUAUGGGUUUAGGAAGAUUGAUUCAGAUAGAUGGGAGUUUGCGAAUGAAGGGUUUCAACGAGGAAAGAAGCAUUUGCUGAAAAGCAUUAAGAGAAGAAGUAGAUAUAAUAAGCAGCAACAGGGAGGAGUUAUUUGUGCUAAUAGUUCAACUAGUUUUGGAUUGGAAGCUGAGCUUGAGAUUCUAAAGAAAGAUCAGAGUGCAUUGCAAUUGGAAGUUUUGAAACUGAGACAGCAACAGGAAGAGUCGAAUCAUCAGCUGAGUGUUGUUCAAGAGCGGAUUCGGUUUGCUGAGUGUAGGCAGCAACAAAUGUGCAAUUUCUUUGGUAAAAUUGCUAAAUUUCCUAACUUCAUUCAGCAACUGAUUCAGAAGAGGAAGCAGCAAAAGAAAGACCUUGAUGAGGGGGAAUUUAGCAAGAAAAGGAAAUUGCUUGAGACACAAGUCACAAAGAGCUUGACUGAGGCUAUGGGCACUGACCAAAGUGUCAAGUGUAGCAACCAAGUUGAUCAGGGGAGAUUGGAAUCAAUGCAACCUGAUGAGUUCUCAAAGUAUUUGCCUGAUGGUAUGGAGAACAACAACCAAAUGAAGAAUGAGUUUUCGGCUUCCAUGGAGGAUGGGUUGUGCUGCUCCCUUCAGGAUCAAAAGAGCAAUGUACCAGAAAUGUCAUCUGUUUAUCAUGUUAUGUCUGAAAACCUACUAGGGGAAAGCUCAGGUGUAGACAAAGUAGCAAAUGAAGAGCUAUCGGUGAAUGAUUCUAAGAUUUAUCUUGAGUUGGAGGAUUUGAUCAAUUGGAAGCCGUGUAGCUGGGGUGGAUUUGCAAGUGAGCUGGUGGAGCAAACUGGCUGUGUCUGAUCCACACCUUCACUAACCCAAUGGAAGUUGAAUGGCUGCUGCUGCCUUUCCUUUUUUUCGUCAUCCAUGAUAGCAAGGUGUCUCAAGAGCUGCAAAUGAAAUGGCUCUUCCAUGAAUCUUGUUGAAGGCUUGAAGCUGAUGGCAACAAAUGUUCAUACUACAGUGACAUUUGCCCUGUUAGAAAUGUUCAUAUUUUUCUAUAUUUCCCUUUUUACUUUCCUUACUUGCCUCUUCUUUUUACUACUGUUGUCCUUUAGGUUGUAAAAAUUUUCUACCCUAUACCAUAUAUACAACAACCUGGUCCUUUUAGCA
Molecule: messenger RNA, 1835 nt
Organism: Theobroma umbraticum
Lineage: Eukaryota; Viridiplantae; Streptophyta; Magnoliopsida; Malvales; Malvaceae
Product: heat shock factor protein HSF30-like
Biological process (GO): regulation of transcription by RNA polymerase II; cellular response to heat
Cellular component (GO): nucleus
Molecular function (GO): DNA-binding transcription factor activity; RNA polymerase II cis-regulatory region sequence-specific DNA binding
Source: RefSeq, a predicted model, not a curated record